Erythranthe guttata (spotted monkey flower) is the source of this 345-nucleotide messenger RNA. NCBI's taxonomy places the organism in Eukaryota, Viridiplantae, Streptophyta, Magnoliopsida, Lamiales, Phrymaceae. The record is from RefSeq and is a predicted model, not a curated record.
AUGGUGAAGAAGAAUCUCUCAAUAUUUCUUGUUACUUUGCUAGCGGUUGCUCUAUGUUCUUCUUCCAACGGAAACCCUACAAUGCGUGGCAGGAAAUUGCGUGGCUGGUGUGUGGCUGAUACAGGCGCACCACACGACAAGUUGCAAGAAUUUCUAGACUACGGGUGUCAUGAAUUCGACUGCAGCCAGAUCUUGCCUGGUGGACCGUGUUAUGAACCUAAUCUUUUACUGGCACACGGAUCUUGGAUCCUCGAUAAAUUUUACAGAACCGGUGCCUUUUGCAAAGAAGGACUUGGCUUCAUUACUGAAACUAAUCCUUCAUAUGGAGAUUGCCAGUAUCCGUGA